Molecule: messenger RNA, 1505 nt
Organism: Manihot esculenta (cassava)
Lineage: Eukaryota; Viridiplantae; Streptophyta; Magnoliopsida; Malpighiales; Euphorbiaceae
Product: protein BPS1, chloroplastic
Exons: 3
Coding region: 328-1386 (352 amino acids)
Source: RefSeq, a predicted model, not a curated record
UCGUAACCCUAACGGCAAUCACAACUUCCCAUUCUUUCUAUUCCACGUGUAACAUCCGUGACAUACUCCUCAUACCAGCAUGUCACUCCAUCAUUCCCUUCAUCCACAAUUCAACACCUAACCUUGGUUGUUGAUGGAAAAAAUCAACGCCUGCUAAUAAUCGUAGAUAAAAGUCGAAAAUUUCCAACUUGUAUUCAGCGUUGGUGACUUUCUGCGAAAUUUCCAAUCUCGUGGUGAAAGAGUACCGGUUGAGUUGCGGCUUUUGCUUAAUUUUGCGUUUGGAAAUUCUAAUUAACAGAUCCAUUGCUUUUGCAGUUAACAAUCAAGAUGAGCAAACCACAGGAACCACACCGCCCUUUCUUCUCUUUUGGGAAUCCUUUCCGGAUGAUUUCACCAAAGGGCUCUCAAUUGUCCCCAAGGCUUCUUUCCUUAUUGAACGCUUUUGAGGAAACCUUGGCAGAGAGGUUGAGGAAACUUAAUCCUAAGGACAAGAAUGACAUUCUUAGCUUAACAUGGAUGAAAUCUGCGAUGGAAUCACUUUGUGAGACUCAUACUGACAUAAAAACAUUGAUUACAGAUCUUGAGCUCCCUGUGACUGACUGGGAUGAGAAAUGGAUAGACGUGUAUUUUGACAUCAGUGUGAAGUUGCUUGAUAUUUGCAUUGCUUUUAGCUCUGAGCUUGCCCGGCUUAACCAAGGACAUCUCUUACUUAAAUGUGUCCUGCAUAAUAUGGAGUCCACCACUUCAAAGCAAUUUGUGCAGGCUCGUUCUUCUCUUGGUAGCUGGAGACGACACAUCUGUUCAAAAAAUAUACGAGUCCAGAACUGUCGUGCCAUCUUGGAUAAUCUUGUGGAAUCACUUGAUCUGCCAAAGGUUAAGAACUCAGCUAAAGGAAAGGUCUUGAUGCAGGCAAUGUAUGGAGUUAAGGUGCAGACAGUGUUUGUAUGCAGUGUUUUUGCUGCUGCCUUCUCAGGUUCUUCAAAGAAUUUGUUAGAUUUGAAUGUUCAAAACACAAUCUUAUGGGCACAAGCAUAUUGUAAUUUGCAGACAAAUGUGAAUAUGGUAAUUAGAGAGACAUUUUCCUGUGGCAAAUUUACAGUCCUGAAGGAAUUGGAAGCAGUUGAUACAAUUGCGGAGAAAUUGUAUCCCAUGAUUCAAGAUGAGUUAGGGCCUGUUGAAGUCGAAGCAGUGCAAAAUUCUGUAUCAGAUUUGAGAACAGGUGCUGAGAGACUCUCUGAAGGGCUGGAUUUUCUUGCGAAGGAAGUGGAUGUCUUUUUCAAGAUAGUUUUGAGUGGCCGCGAUGCUUUGCUCUGUAAUUUGAGAGCAUCUGGUGCUGUUACUAACCCAAUGUUAGGGACUAAUGUAGGGGAGCAGAUUGUGAGGUAAAAGCUAACUAUUCUAAUGUAUACAUAUAUGGUCUAGUUGUGAGAUCUUUCCUUAGUUGUAAUCUCAUGUAUGGCGUAUUAUAUUCAGUAUGGUAUAAGGUAUGUUAUGGUAUUUUGUUA